AUGGAUGCACUCAAGAGUAUGCUCUCCCCACUGGGGGUGGGCAGUGCUAACGCAAUACAAGACACUCUCAAACUUGUUGUCAUCGGCGGGACUGUCGAGACUGCCAGAAGAGCUUCAGCAGGAGCAUGGCAUACGUUUAUUGAUUCUUUCUUCUUGACGGCCCAUUUUAGCCAGGAAGACUAUCCAUAUGACUGGCUUAUGCACUGGCUUUCGAAGCAACCGGCAUGGGGACGCAGUCGUGAAUUUGAAAUUACCACCAGGACUGUCGGUCGCAAUGGUCUCACGCAGUCAACGACGGGUGAUCUAGAGGAGGAAGACGAAGAGGAGGAAGAUGAGGACGCUCUCGUACACGGACGUCGCAAACGCAAAGUGGCGUUCAUGCCAAGUAUAGAUACGACUCACACCAUUUAUUACCGUGGCCACUGGCUUCGGAUAACCAGGACUAAGCGCUACCCGGACUACGGCCAUGGCUCAGCUCUGAAAAUUAGUGUGAUCGCUCGCAAUAACGACAUUCUGAAGAAGCUCGUUCUCGAGGCCAAGCGCGAGUAUGAGAAGGAUGCCGAACAUCGCGUCCAUAUCUUCAUGGCCGAUACGACAUAUGGCUGUUGGCGUUGGAACGGAGCUCGUCAGAAGCGCCCUAUGAGUUCCAUUGUGUUGCAGCCAGGCGUCAAAGACAUGCUCUUGGCUGAUUGCAAGGAUUUCCUAUGUUCUGAGGACUGGUAUGCUGAAAGAGGUAUACCGUUCCGCCGUGGAUAUCUGUUGCACGGUGUUCCUGGAAGCGGCAAGACGUCAUUGAUACAUUCGUUGGCGGGUGAAUUAGGGCUGGAUAUCUACGUUGUCAGCUUGUCAUCAAAGGGGAUGAGUGAUAAUACACUGACAACAUUGAUGGGUCAUGUACCAUCCAGAUGUAUUUUGCUUCUUGAAGAUCUGGACGCCGCGUUCACGCGCUCCGUCAGUCGUGAUUCAUCAUCAACUGGUGCUCCCACAGCAUCUAGCACCAAUAGCACUACCGCUGAGACUAACGAUGGAUCAACAUUGAGCUUGAGUGGACUUUUGAACAGCCUUGAUGGGGUCGCAGCUGCAGAAGGCCGACUCCUUUUUGCUACGACUAACCAUAUUGAGCGCCUUGAUCCAGCCCUUAGUCGCCCAGGCCGCAUGGAUGUCUGGGUGAAUUUCACACAUGCGACAAAAUGGCAAGCCGAGGGCAUUUUCAAGUGUUUCUUCCCCUCCAAGCCCGCUGGUGCCGCAACUGCACCUCCAUCUGAAGAGUCGUCCGAGGACGUUGACACUUCGCAGAAAAACCUCCCCCUGCCCAAGCGCAAGGCGCCCAGUCACACUAUUCCUGUGCUUGAUGAGACUGAAAUUUCUGAGCUUGCUAAGCGUUUCGCAGAUGCUAUCCCCGAAAACGAGCUAAGCGUCGCCGCCCUGCAAGGUUACUUGUUAAAGAACAAGGUUCGCCCCAGCGAAUGCGUUGAUGAAGUCGCGCAGUGGGUCAUUGAGGAACGCGAGACACGGGAGAAGCUCAAGAAAGAGAAGGCCGAACGCGAGGCCAAGGAGAAGAAGGAAGCCGAGGAGAAAGAACGCAAGGAGAAAGAAGAGAAGGUCGCCAAAGAGCAAGAAGAAAAGGAGGCAAAAGAGAAGACCGAGAGGAAAGAGCGUGCGAAAACCAAAAAGGCUCACCGCGCCGAGACUGCCUUAAAGUUGGAGGGUGCCUCCAGCAGCACCAUUUCGCUGACUACGACCGAACCAGUCGUUGUCCUGAGCACCGCUGAAUCGUCAAGCUCUGAAUCGGACAGCAGCAACGGCGGUAUUGAGGCCGACACUGAGGAAAGCAUAACCUCAGAGGAGGAACCCGACAAGGCCGCCGAUAAUGCGGGAUCUGGUGAUUCCGCUGUCAAAGAUAGCAACCAUUCUAAGGAGAAAUGGGUCGCUGUGAAGGCUGACUCAUGA
This is a messenger RNA of Suillus clintonianus, 1950 nucleotides long. RefSeq names its product P-loop containing nucleoside triphosphate hydrolase protein. Gene Ontology annotation, molecular function: ATP binding; ATP hydrolysis activity. Bases 1 to 1950 code for a protein of 649 amino acids. Gene Ontology annotation, biological process: mitochondrial respiratory chain complex III assembly; protein insertion into mitochondrial inner membrane from matrix. The transcript is spliced from 21 exons. The record is from RefSeq and is a predicted model, not a curated record. Lineage: Eukaryota; Fungi; Basidiomycota; Agaricomycetes; Boletales; Suillaceae. Gene Ontology annotation, cellular component: mitochondrial inner membrane.